AUGUCUAUGUAUCAACGAGAUCCUCGUGCAGGGGGGUUUCUAGGAGGCGAUCGUGUCUCUGGGCAGGAUAUUCGGGAUCAAAAUGUCAUCGCCGCUCAAUCGAUUGCAAACAUCGUUAAGAGCUCUCUGGGACCCCUAGGACUCGACAAGAUGUUGGUGGAUAACAUUGGAGAGGUGACGAUCUCAAAUGACGGCGCAACCAUCCUUUCACUUCUAGCAGUCGAACACCCUGCUGGAAAAAUCUUUGUCGAUCUCGCACAAAAGCAGGACAAGGAAGUCGGUGAUGGGACGACGUCUGUGGUCAUCGUCGCUGCGGAGCUUCUUCGUCGAGCAAAUGAACUCGUCAAAGCUAAAAUCCACCCAACGACGAUUAUUACUGGGUACCGUCUUGCUUGCAAAGAGGCUGUGAAAUUUAUGCAAGAACAGUUAAGCAUUUCGGUGGAUAGUCUCGGUAGGGAUGCCUUGAUUAACGUCGCCAAGACGUCAAUGUCGAGUAAAAUUAUCGGAAACGAUGAUGAUCUAUUUGCGCCUAUGGCUGUCGAUGCUAUGCAGGCGGUCAAGUCGAUCAACUUGCGAGGUGAUAUCAAAUAUCCCGUCAAAGCUGUCAAUGUGCUCAAAGCACAUGGAAGGAGCGCUCGCGAAUCCAUUUUUGUGAAGGGAUAUGCCCUCAACUGCACAGUUGCAAGCCAAGCCAUGAAGAAGCGUAUCACAAAUGCCAAAAUUGCAUGUCUAGAUAUCAACUUGCAAAAAGCGCGUAUGCAACUAGGUGUCCAAAUCUUGGUUGAUGAUCCCGAGCAACUGGAGGAAAUCCGCAAGAGAGAAUCUGAAAUCACUUUGGAGAGAAUCCGCAAAAUUCUGGCUACUGGGGCCAACGUUGUAUUGACCACUAAGGGUAUCGAUGACCUUUGCUUAAAAGAAUUUGUUGAAGCUGGUGCCAUGGCUGUCCGCCGUUGCAGGAAAGAAGAUCUUCGCCGGAUAGCAAAGGCCACUGGGGGUCAGCUUAUCUCCAGUCUGGCUAACUUGGAAGGAGAGGAGACAUUUGAGGCCAGCUAUCUUGGUACCGCGGAUGAAGUUGUGCAAGAGCGCAUUUCAGACGAUGAGCUUAUCCUGAUCAAGGGAACGAAAGUUGUCAACUCUGCGUCGAUUAUCUUGCGAGGAGCUAACGACUAUAUGCUUGACGAGAUGGAGCGAUCACUGCAUGAUACACUAUCAAUUAUCAAACGCACACUCGAGAGCGGAUCGGUGGUUCCCGGAGGUGGUGCUGUAGAAUCGGCGUUGAGUAUCUAUUUGGAAAACUUUGCUACAACUUUGGGGUCAAGGGAACAGCUUGCGAUUGCCGAGUUUGCUAGUGCUUUGCUUUCUAUUCCGAAAACUCUCGCAGUUAAUGCUGCUCAAGACUCGACCGAACUGGUUGCAAAAUUACGGUCAUAUCACAACGCGGCACAAAAUGCGCCUGCUGGCGACCCUAAGAAGUUCCUCUUGCGGUACGGACUGGACUUGCUGAACGGAAAAGUCAGGGACAAUGUGGCCGCUGGUAUCCUGGAGCCUACGAUGAGCAAGGUCAAGAGUCUGAAAUCAGCGUAUGAGGCAGCUGUCUCUCUGCUCCGUAUUGAUGAUGCCAUCCAGUGUGUGCCCGAGCAAAAAGGAGACCCCGACCCUCACGGCCAUUAG
Molecule: messenger RNA, 1671 nt
Organism: Psilocybe cubensis
Lineage: Eukaryota; Fungi; Basidiomycota; Agaricomycetes; Agaricales; Agrocybaceae
Exons: 8
Coding region: 1-1671 (556 amino acids)
Biological process (GO): protein folding
Cellular component (GO): chaperonin-containing T-complex
Molecular function (GO): ATP-dependent protein folding chaperone; ATP hydrolysis activity; ATP binding
Source: RefSeq, a predicted model, not a curated record